Molecule: messenger RNA, 986 nt
Organism: Eptesicus fuscus (big brown bat)
Lineage: Eukaryota; Metazoa; Chordata; Mammalia; Chiroptera; Vespertilionidae
Gene: MICOS10
Product: mitochondrial contact site and cristae organizing system subunit 10
Exons: 4
Coding region: 510-746 (78 amino acids)
Cellular component (GO): MICOS complex; mitochondrial inner membrane; mitochondrion
Source: RefSeq, a predicted model, not a curated record
AGUUCCAAAAAGCCUCCGCUUGGUUGGCAGUAGGUGACCUUUGCCAGAGCAGUUCCUAUGUAAGUGGUGCAGGUGGAAGUUUCAUUGCAAUAAACGAGUGAAUGAGGGAGUAGAAACAGUGAAGGUGAGAAGUUAAAUGAAUGAAUAAAUCACGCGCAGUGCCCUCACUCGUCUUGGGAAUUUCCAGGGCCAACGUCGGGAGUUGGUGCGGAACAAGGACCUUCCAGACAGGGCUCUGGGUGCUAGCUAGGAAACCUGUCAGCCUCACAACCCUUAGGUAGGCGCGGCUCCAAGGUCAGGGUCACCUCGGGCCUCGCAGCAACCCGUCACCUUGACGACCAACUGAAAAAAAAAACUGGUAGAAACGGAAGCAGUCAGAUCAUCUCGCGAUAUCUGGCACGCCGACGCGGGUCUUUCAGGCCUGGGAACCGCGGACGACUCUCGCGAGACUUGCCUGGAGUCGGAGCGCGGGGCCAGGCCGUGGGGAAAGCCGAGCUCCGGUGGGAAACAUGUCGGAGUCAGAGCUCGGCAGGAAGUGGGACCGGUGCUUGGCGGAUACGGUCGUCAAGAUAGGUACUGGUUUUGGAUUAGGACUUGUUUUCUCACUUACCUUCUUUAAAAGAAGAAUGUGGCCAUUAGCCUUUGGUUCUGGCAUGGGAUUGGGAAUGGCCUACUCCAACUGUCAGCAUGAUUUCCAGGCUCCAUAUCUUCUACAUGGAAAAUAUGUCAAAGAGCAGAAGCAGUGACUUACACCUGAGAACAUCUCAGCGGGAGGAGAAGAGAAAUCAUGUUUAUUCCUCAGGAAUACUGAAGUGCCCUGGAGUAAGCUGACAUUCUUCUGUAACAAUGUUAUCAGCAGUGCUUUAAACUCCAGCACACUGUUUAUGUAUUUGAAACCAAGUCUGUUUCUUGUUUUGUAUUUUCUCUCUGGAAAUUGCAAGGAGGUGGUCUUAAAAGAAAUAAAUUAAACAAAAAUAGGCAGCUUA